Messenger RNA from Schistocerca gregaria, 865 nucleotides. RefSeq names its product golgin subfamily A member 6-like protein 6. The record is from RefSeq and is a predicted model, not a curated record. The coding region runs from base 171 to 767 and encodes 198 amino acids. The transcript is spliced from 4 exons. Lineage: Eukaryota; Metazoa; Arthropoda; Insecta; Orthoptera; Acrididae.
ACUUGACAGGCGCUACACUGAUCGCAUGCAAAAGAUCUCUGGAAAUUCGAUCAUCCUUGACGUAAAUGUUUUACUUCGAUAAAGAAGAAGUUGGUCAGCAGUGUGGUUUUGCUUAAAGAGAGGAACUUCAUAUUUCUUCUUAAAGAGCAGAGCUUCAUGAUUUACACUUAAUGCAGAAAAUUUUUACAAUUAAAAGAAAAAGUAAAGUGAACAAUAUUUUCUUUACUUUCUUAUAUAUGGAAGAACAGGACACAGAUGGUAAUAAAGCAUGGCGGGAAUGGUACAGAAAAAAACACAAACUUGAAACUGAAAAGAGACAGUUAGCAAAAGAACAAAGAGAAAAGGAGAGGAAAAGCAGGGAAGAGGACCAAAUAAAGAAAGAGAAACGGUGCAAAGAAACUUGGAUUAUAUGGUUACAAAAAAAGGAAGCAGCUAAAAAACAAGAGAAAAUUAAAAAGAAGCUGCAGAACUCUUUAUCAGUUGUGAGGCAUUCAAAGGAGCCUUUAGAACAACAAAAGAAAGUAGACAGUUGGAUGGAACAAAAGUUAGCAGCCACUAAGAGAAGUACCUUAUCGCAACACGAGAAAGCCGAACAAGAAAAGAGCCAGCAACAGGAAAUGAUUGUGCACAAGGAAAAAUGUGAAAAGGCCUUUGAAGAAUGGAAGAAGCAGAAAGCUAAUUUCAAGAGACCAGCAUCUUGCAUUACAACAAACAGAGAUAAUUAUGAGUACACAGGUUAUCAGCAUCCACAACCUUGGCAAGACUGAAUGAAUGACCUUCCCCAUCAGCUUUUGUAUGUUUAAAUGCAAUAAAGUAGCUGUACUUAAAAAUUUAUGUGUAAAUCAUAAAUUUUCGACAGAGCUAA